Malaya genurostris is the source of this 604-nucleotide messenger RNA. RefSeq names its product iron-sulfur cluster assembly 2 homolog, mitochondrial. NCBI's taxonomy places the organism in Eukaryota, Metazoa, Arthropoda, Insecta, Diptera, Culicidae. The record is from RefSeq and is a predicted model, not a curated record. The transcript has 2 exons. Bases 102 to 518 code for a protein of 138 amino acids. Gene Ontology annotation, biological process: iron-sulfur cluster assembly. Gene Ontology annotation, cellular component: mitochondrion. Gene Ontology annotation, molecular function: 4 iron, 4 sulfur cluster binding; iron ion binding; 2 iron, 2 sulfur cluster binding.
UGUGUAUGGUCUGUUUUGAAUUCGAACAAAAUCAAAACACUGAGAUCGUAUCGCAAUCAUCUUAAGUUCUUAAGUAACAAACUAGUUUUGCAAUCACUUUAAUGUCAUCUCUUCUAAAUAUUCUGUCGUCCAAUGUGAUUCGACACCAACAUCUAUUUUGUCGGGUUUCGCCGUUUACUACGGAAGCAGUACGAAAUGGCCUGAAAUUGAGUGACACCUGUGUCAAGCGCUUGAAGGAGAUUUGCGAUGAUAAGAAAUUUCUUCGUGUUACGAUCGAAGGUGGAGGAUGUUCCGGAUUUCAGUACAAAUUUGACAUAGAUGAAAAACUCGAAUCGGAUGAUUUGGUUUAUGGACCUAGCAAUGCCCGGGUGGUGAUUGAUUCAACUUCGAUUGAAUAUGUGGAUGGUUCAACGAUCGACUUCCAUUCAGAAUUGAUACGAUCUGGCUUUAGGAUUAUUCAUAAUCCCAAAGCAGAGCAAGGAUGUUCCUGUGGAGCUUCUUUCGCAAUCAAAAUUUAAUGGAAACAUUCGACUUAAGUGCUUGGGAUUCGUUGAUUGCUGUAUAAAUUUUAUAUUCAAAUAGAAGAGUUUAUAGAUUGCUUUAA